AUGUCCACCACGCUAUCGAGUGUCUCUGGAGUGUAUCCAGACGAUUCCGAGCAAGAGCAUGGACUGUUACCGGAUCUGAAUGGUGUCGAUCUGGUUAUGAGCCUGUCGCCCAAGGCGCCGAACCACCACCACCACCACCAUCACCAUCUGACCAGCUUGCAGCAUCUGCAGAAUUUGCAGCACAACUCGGCCCUGCACAGCCACUCGACGCCGUUCAGCGUCACCGACAUACUCAGCCCGAUCGAGGAGUACCGCAAGCUGGAACUGACCGCGAAUCCGCCCUCUCCGUAUAGCGGCGGAAGCAGCGUCAACUCACCGAGCGCCCUUGGGCCAAACACGACCACCGGAAGCACGACGACCGGCAGCAGCAGUAUGGCAAACCCGUACGCAAUGGGUCCGCUCUAUCACAGCCCCGGUGUCCAGAGCUACUGUGCGCCGACGGACAACCUGUCGCUGGCCGGACAUUACACCGACAUGCGCAACUCAGCCGCCGCCGGUUGGUACGGUUCCACCGCCAGCGAUCCGCGUUUUGCGAUAUCGCGACUGAUGGGUGGUUCGGCCGGCGGUACGAUGGGCCACGCGAUGUCCAACAUGGGCAGUCUGGCCGCGUGCAGCGUUUCCGACAGCAAACCGAUGCAGUUUCCGCUUGCGCAACGUCGAAAGCGACGCGUGCUGUUCACGCAGGCUCAGGUGUACGAGCUGGAACGGAGAUUCAAGCAGCAGAAGUAUCUCUCCGCCCCGGAACGCGAACACCUAGCCAGCUUAAUACAUCUGACCCCGACCCAGGUCAAGAUCUGGUUCCAGAACCACCGGUACAAGUGUAAACGGCAGGCGAAGGAAAAAGCGAUGGCCGAACAGAACCAGCACAAUCAGUCAGCCAGCUCACCACGACGUGUGGCCGUACCAGUACUAGUGAAGGACGGCAAACCCUGUUCGGGUGGCUCGGGCGGCACCAAUGGCGGUGGGGGUGGUGGAGGUGGUGGCAGCAGCAGCAGCAGCAACAGCAGUAGUGCAGCAGCAGCUGCGGCCGCCGCUGCCGCAGCCGCUGCCGUCCAGCAACAGCAACAGCAGCAGCAGCAGCAGCAACAGCAGCAGCAUCAACAGCACCAGCAGCAGCAACACGGUCAGCAUCCGUCCCAGCACGGGCAGCAUCCGGGGCAGCACCAUCAGCAACAGCAGCAACACUCACACCAACAGCAAACGGCCGUAGGUGGAGGUGGUGGUGCUGGCGGAAGCUCGUCCAAUGGCAGCGGUAGUUCGUCUACGGGCAGUGCGGCUAGUGGUGGUGGAGCGCCAGGAUCGGCAGCAAGCAGCAAUGGAACGAGUGGGGCGGCCAGCGGAGGCAGUAUCGUCCUGUUGGGGGAUUCGAACGCACACUCACCGGAUACGGCCACGGCGGCGCUGCUGUCGUCGUACAAUGGAGCUGCAACACAUCCUCAUCAGAUGCUGCAGCAACCCUGCAACAACGCGCUGAUGUCGAAUAGUUUGGCGAUGGCGUAUCGCAAUCAGAACAACUUUAUGGCCAACAGCCACCAGCAGCAGUGUGGCGGGUACCUGCCGCUACAGACACGCGCUUGGUAAUAUUAGUGGGCCCGGUUCCGCUCGGUGCCGUCGGUGGCGUGAGGUGCGCUUUUCCGGUUGUUUUUCUUUUCCUCCGCAUU
Molecule: messenger RNA, 1661 nt
Organism: Anopheles nili
Lineage: Eukaryota; Metazoa; Arthropoda; Insecta; Diptera; Culicidae
Gene: scro
Product: thyroid transcription factor 1
Exons: 6
Coding region: 1-1581 (526 amino acids)
Biological process (GO): regulation of transcription by RNA polymerase II; cell differentiation
Cellular component (GO): nucleus
Molecular function (GO): DNA-binding transcription factor activity, RNA polymerase II-specific; RNA polymerase II cis-regulatory region sequence-specific DNA binding
Source: RefSeq, a predicted model, not a curated record